This is a messenger RNA of Tetrahymena thermophila SB210, 1988 nucleotides long. RefSeq names its product eukaryotic translation initiation factor 2 gamma subunit. The transcript is spliced from 5 exons. Gene Ontology annotation, molecular function: translation initiation factor activity; GTPase activity; GTP binding. The record is from RefSeq and is a predicted model, not a curated record. Gene Ontology annotation, biological process: formation of translation preinitiation complex; positive regulation of translational fidelity. NCBI's taxonomy places the organism in Eukaryota, Ciliophora, Oligohymenophorea, Hymenostomatida, Tetrahymenidae. Gene Ontology annotation, cellular component: cytosol; eukaryotic translation initiation factor 2 complex.
UCUUCUUUUAAAUCUACUUUAUAAAAUAUAUAAAUAUGUUAAAUUAAAAAUGCAUUUUGCAAAAGAUUGAUAUAGAUAUAAUUGUAUAUUUUCUUAUAUAGAGAUUGCAUAAAGACAUAAAUAAUAUAUAUUUAAAAGGAUAAGCUAAAAAAGAAGAUUAAUAAUUUAUAAAUCUUUAAUAUAUGAAUGAAAAGCAAUAGAGUUAAUAAAGGACAAAGAAAUCUAAGGAAAAAAGAAAAUCUAUAAGAAGAUAUUAAUUAAUAACAAAAAAUUAAGAAAUAUAAUAAAUUUAUAAGUAAAAAGCAAUAAAUAUGGAAAUGACAAGCAAUUAAUAAUUAAACGCUUAGUAAAUUGAGGAAUUAAUGAAUAGAAAUCCUCAACUUAGAAAAUAAACCUAUGAAUAAAUUACCAAUUUAUCUCCUCUCUCUCCAGAAGUUAUUUCUCGUUAAGCUACCAUUAAUAUUGGUACUAUUGGUCAUGUCGCUCACGGUAAAUCCACUCUCGUUAAAGCUAUUUCUGGUGUACACACCGUCAAGUUCAAACAAGAAAAAGUUAGAAAUAUUACAAUUAGAUUAGGUUAUGCAAAUGCUAAGAUUUACUAAUGCCCUAGCUGUCCUGCUCCUUAAUGCUAUAAGUCAUACUCAAGUGACAAGACUGAUGAUGCUAAGUGUGAUAAUGAAGGUUGCAACUAAACCAUGACUUUAAUUAGACACGUUUCUUUCGUCGAUUGCCCUGGUCACGAUAUUCUUAUGAGUACUAUGUUAACUGGUGCUGCUGUUAUGGAUGCUGCUCUUUUGAUCGUUGCAGGUAAUAUGACCUGCCCUCAACCUUAAACUGCUGAACAUCUUGCUGCUGUUGAUAUUAUGAAAUUAAAACAUAUCUUAAUCAUUCAAAAUAAGAUUGAUAUUAUUUUUAAGGAAUCCAAGGAUGCUGCUGUUCAAAAUUAUAAGGAAAUCAAAUAAUUCAUCUUAGGUACAAAUGCUGAAAACUCUCCUAUUAUCCCUUGUUCUGCUUAAUUAAAAUAUAACGUAGAUGCUGUUUGCUAAUACAUUUGCACUUACUUCCCUGUUCCUUAAAGAGAUCUUAAAGCUAAUCCCAAGCUUAUUAUUAUUAGAUCUUUCGAUGUAAAUAAACCUGGUGCUACUGUUGACACUUUAAAGGGUGGUGUCGUUGGUGGCUCUAUUUUGGAAGGUAUUUUGAAGAUUGGUGAUGAAAUCGAAAUCCGCCCUGGUUUGAUUAGCAAAGAUCAAAACGGUAAUGUUAAAUGCACUCCUAUUAAAUCACGUAUUGUAUCAUUACUUGCUGAAAAGAACGAUUUACUUUAUGCCGUUCCUGGUGGUUUGAUUGGUGUUGGUUUACUUGUUGAUCCUUCAAUUACUCGUAACGAUAGACUCGUUGGUAAUGUCUUGGGUUAUCCUGGUAAGUUACCUGAAAUAUAUACAAAAAUCAGUGUCAAUUUCUAUCUCUUGAAGAGACUUAUUGGUGUAAAGAGUGAAGGCGAUAACAGAAGUCACAAGAUUGCUAAGAUUACUGCAUUAGAAACUCUUAAAUUUAAUGUUGGUUCUACCGAAACUCCUGGACGUGUCGUUCAAGUUUAAGAUGUAAAUAAACAUACAUACUCAAUAUUUUCUUAAAAGUUUAAUUUAAUUAUUUUAUUUAAAUAGAAUGUUAUGACUGUCGAACUUAACAACCCUCUCUGUACCUAAAUUGGAGAAAAAGUUGCUUUCUCUAGAAGAAUUGAUAAGAAAUUCAGACUUAUUGGUUGGGGUGUUAUUAAAUCUGGUCAAACUAUGGGAGUCUAAAACUGAAAAGGCAAAUUUAUUCAAAAAAGAAACAAAAUUAAUUAUAUUAAAUGUAUUUAAAACUAAAAAAAACUUAAUAACAAUAUAAAAUAAAUAAACAUAUUUAUUUUUUAAUUAUAUGAUUGUAAUACUUUAUAUUUUUUAUCAUAAGGUUGUUUGUUUUUAAACUAUUCAAAUCUACUAUUU